UUCAUGCAGGAGCAAAACCAAAAACGCAUCCUAAAAGCGGUCAGUGAACCGCCCCUUUGCCAAACCAAGGCCCUCCGAGACUGUAGAGUCGCAUCCUGGUCGUACGUAGCCACAAGUGCGCUUGUUGCAUACGUACACACACAUACACGUAGUGCACCCACCUGCACAGCCCACAGCCAUGGCUGACGAUGACGAGUGGACAGCCGUCUCCUCGCGUAGCAAGAAGCCGGAGCCGCAGCCCCAGACCACCACUCCACUCACAAAAGCACAACUCAAAAACAAGCGCCGAGCAGCUAAAAGAGCAGCCGAGGCGAGAGCAUUGCUCACCGUGGCCGCGACGGACGACUCCCUCGACGCCAUCGCGGCGCGGGAGGCGCUGACGGCACGCGCGGCUGCAGCGGCCACCCCACCGAGCACGAGCAGUCGACGCGCCCGACGGCGCUCGGCCUCGUCCGGCGACCUCAGCGAAUCGGAAGAAGAGAUAACGCCGCCGCCGAGCCCGCACGAGCUCGUCGAGGCGGCGCGACGGCGGCUGCGCAAGGCGACCAAGGCGGAGCGGCAGUGCGACGACGCUGCUCAAAAGUUAGUCCAGACACCGUCGCUCGCAAAGGACCAGGGGCUGGUGGCCAAAGCUGAAAGGCGGGAAGGCGCGGCGGCGGCGGCGGCGGCGGCGCGCGCAGACCUAGCGCUCGCGCAAGCAGCCGUGGACGCGGACAACGCCGUCAAAGGCGCGCGGCGCGCCGCGGCGGUCGCGAGGCAUCACGCUGAGGCGUCGCAGAUGCUGUCCGUGAAAUUCGACGACAAGUACGCUUGUGCGGUAUGUACGGAAGUGCUCGAGGCGGCUGUCUCCACGGGCGUCUGCGAGCACGUCUUCUGCCGCGGGUGUCUCGAGGACCACUGCGCCCAGGCCUCGAAGCCGUCGGAAUGCGUUUGUCCGCUCUGCCGCAAGCCGCUUGUGAACGGCGAGUCGGGACGGGUCGAGGCGUCCGCGGCGGCGCUGGUGCGGGCGAACAUGAAGAAGCUCAAGGGCGAGUGCCACUGCGGCGCGCGCAUGCCGCUGUCCCGCCUCCGGGACCACCUCCGCGCCUGCGGGCCGAACGCGCACCUCUACCCGCCGCGGCGCAAGUUCGGCCACGAGUUCCGGCAGCCGUCCUUCGUCGGUGGCGGCGCGUCUGCGCCGUCGAUAGACCUCGCCGCGGAGGAGGAGGCAGCUUUACAAGCGGCUAUCCUCGCCUCGCUCGAGGGGUGAUUGUUUGUCUAACUAUCUGUGUCGUGCUCUUAGGCGACAUCGAUGACGCGGCGCG
Messenger RNA from Pelagomonas calceolata, 1304 nucleotides. Lineage: Eukaryota; Pelagophyceae; Pelagomonadales; Pelagomonadaceae. The record is from the annotation of a GenBank genome assembly.